CGAGCAGCUCAUGGUGGCGCCCCAGACCCGCCAGCAGCGGCCGCGCCGGGGCCGCCAGCUGAGCCGGAUCCCGGCGGGCGGCUCUCCCUUCUCCACACCGACCCACCGAGCGACCCGUCCCCCUCCCCCGGCGCUCCCUCUCCCCCCUCCCCGGCGCGACCCGCGCCUCGGAUCGCCCCUGCCGGGGCAGGACUGCCACCACCCCCGGGCGCCGCGGGGAAGGCGGCGGCGGCGAAGGGCACCGGGCAGCGCCAGGCGGCGGCGGGACCAUGGGCGCGAAGCAGAGCAGCCCCACCGCCGCCAAUGGCCGCACCCGGGCGUACUCGGGCGGGGAUCUGCCUUCCUCCAGUAGCAGCAGCAGCGGCGGCGGCGGCGCUAACGGGACCGGCGGGCGCUCGGCGGGCGCCGGCGGGCGGUACGCGCACCUGGCGGCGGCGCCUCACGCCGCUCCCGGCGGCGCGGCGGCGGCCGGAGGAGCGGCGGCGGCGGCCGGGGGUGCCGCGGGGUCGGCACCCCGGAGCAGGUCCCUGGGGGGGGCCACCGCCUCCGGCGCCCGGGCGGCGCAGUCCGCCCUCAACAUCCUCCACAGCGUCGGCCCCUACGGCUCGCAGGACUCGGUCAGCAGCACCCCGGAGGAGGGCGGCCGGGAGCGGCCCGCGGGGGGCGGCGGCGGUGGCGGCGGCUCCUCCGGCAGCUCCUCCGGCGGGCCCCGGCUGGUGAUCGGCUCGCUGCCCGCGCACCUCUCGCCGCACCUGUUCGGAGGAUUCAAGUGCCCUGUAUGUUCCAAAUUUGUAUCUUCUGACGAAAUGGAUUUACAUCUUGUGAUGUGUUUGACAAAACCAAGGAUAACCUACAAUGAGGAUGUGCUGAGUAAAGAUGCUGGGGAGUGUGCAAUAUGCCUGGAAGAGCUGCAGCAAGGAGAUACUAUAGCACGGCUGCCUUGCCUCUGCAUAUAUCAUAAAGGCUGCAUAGAUGAAUGGUUUGAAGUAAAUCGAUCUUGCCCUGAGCAUCCAUCAGAUUAAGACAAGAUUCAUGUUUUUAGCUGCUUCCACUGAUCAGAAAACAUAGGAGAUGUGAGGUUCCGUUGCUGAACACAGCGUGCCUGGCUUGAGACUUACAGUUCUUUGUGGCUGAAAAAGGCAAAGAUGGACAGUGACAUGGAAAAAGCAUUGCAGACACCGGUUACUUGCCAGUAGUGCUCAGUAUACCAAACACUCAUGCAAAGGACACACAGGGAUUUUGAAAAUGCUGCACAUCCUGUAACAAUCGACUCCCCACAAGACAUUACUGACACUAUUUUGUAUCGAAGGCCAAAGUUCCUAAUUUCAGCCUAACUUCUGGUUCUGUGAAGAAGCGAGUUAUUGGACAUGUUUCCCACUGCCUCGAGUGGAAGCAGAGAUGUUCGAUACGUGCUAUCUGAGACCCUUGCAGGAGGACGGCCCCGGAUUCGAGUGGGAGCGUUUUCACCUUCUCGUUGGCUGAAGAAUAGCAAAUGGCAAACUAAAUAAAUUCUAAUAGUGUGACCUUAAUUUACUGAAUUCACACCUGGUUUUAUGUUCUUCACUUUUUUCAAGAACAGAAAACAUAAACUGCUCUGCGUAGGAAUAUUUCAAAAUUUUGUAACUAAACCUUUGUCACAAUGCAGUCCAAAGAGUAAAACCAAGACAGGUAACAAAUUUAUAUCGAUCAAGCUAUAGAGAUUGUUGAGAUCUGCACAUUGUAUUGCUAUUUAAGUAACUAAAACGUCUCUUUUACUGCUUGUGAGUAAAAACUACAAAAAAAAAAAAAAUGCAGCAAAGCAAAAUCUUACAGCUAUGCAACUUUUUUUAAAAUAGGAAAAAGAAAAGAAUUACCAAUUUUAAGUGCUGCCAGUUAAGGUAAUUUGUUUAACGGGUAUUUUUUUAAAGAUGUUUCAGGUAAUUAUUUUAUUGUACUACUCUCAUCUCCAGGCUGCCUCCUGAGGUGUAAAUGAAUAACUGCAAAUGUGGGCACAGCGAGAGGUUUUUAUAGGCACGGGCAAGAUAACAUCGAGGUGGGAUUUGCGUUUAAUUUUUAAAACAUGUGCAAGUUCAUGUUUCCUUGUUUGAAUGUUUUUUUGGUGGCAGGAUCUGUAGUACUUUGCAUCUAAACCCUUGGUCUCUUCAUGUGGAGACCAGCAUUUGAUAGUGUGGUUUGUUUUGGUUAUUGUUUUUUUUUAAAAUGCAUCUGCAUUUGUUUAAUUUAUUAUUAUUUUACUGUAUUAUAUUGUUGUAACCAAGGCUCCAUGAAACACAGGAUGUCUCUGGGUGGGUACACCAAGUAAAACUGUGUAUAAAUAUUAGUUCCCAUAAAGUAUCACAGUUAAAAUAAAAAAAAGACAGGGAAAAAAAGACAAUAAACUGGAACAGUUAUCAGGGCUUAGAAGCAUACUUUUUAUAUUGAGAAUUAAUUGUAGUAGUUUCUGAAUUUCACAGCACAGGGAAGAGUUUAUGAAUAUUUAUUAGCAACAGCAUUCUUAGUGAGUUUCAAUAGUUAAAAUAAGUUGCACAACACUUCAAACAUUUUUCUUGUACAUAAAUAAUUCUGGUUUUCUUUUUUUUUUGUUUAAGUACACAUUUCUCUCUGUUGCUACUGUGAUUCAUAUCAAAAAGGGCAAAGAACAGGAGCAACUGCUGCUAUCUGGAGAACAAGUGCAGUGCAUGUUCUUAAACUCUCCCAUCUUGCUUGAAGAGCAGUUCUUCCCUGGAUAACAUUUCCUCCUGAAUGUUGCUCUGUAAAAUGCCUUUGUUACGCUGCAAAUCUAAAGGAGUCCGAACGAGAUAAUUGUUGUAGUUGCCAGUGCAGUUUCUACACUUUUGGGCUUGCAUCACUGGUUUCAGCGGAACCUGUAACUAUGGGGCCCUGUUGAAUUCUCUUUUUCAGUGGGAGCAGAAUCAUUUUGUCACUCGAUCAAUUCCAUAGUCACAUCAAAUGUACAGUCGUUCCCUGUAAAGAGCCCUUUCUCAAUAAGAAUAUUUGUGUUGCCUUGUAUUAUCUUGGGGGAGGGAGGGAGGGGAUGAGGAAUUACAGCACCUGUUAUACUCAAAUAGUGGUGUUGCCUGCAGGCCCACUUUUUCGAUGUUUUAAAUUCCUGAUAUCUUCUGAAAGUAAAGCUUUUGCAUUUUGCGUUGAUUCAAUGUUUGCUGUUGGCUUCAUGCCUACAGAAACUCACCUGUAGUAAUGUAAAGGGGGUAGGUAAGUGUUUUGAUGUCCUGUGCUCUGAGGUCAUUGGUAGGCUUUGGCUUGGGGAUUAAGUAGGUAAAUAUUAUAAACACAAAUCUGUUUACAACUUGAGCUCAGUUUUGGUAGUUCAUGGUAGUAGCUGAUUUAAAGACCCAGCCGUUACCACUGCUGUCCCAUGUUUAGGAGCAGUGUUAGAAAGGCACGCCACAAACCAAUGCACUGUGCAUGGUUUUGCAGGCAAGAGUCCAUCACUGCUUCCAUCAGCACAGUAGAGCAGCAAUACCUUGGAUUAUUUGAGGAACUGACAAGAGGUCAGCCUUAGUUUGACGUUUUUGGUAUCCAUGAAUCUCUUCUGAAAGACUGUGGGGGGGUUUUCUUGUAUCAAAACCUGUAAUACAGACCAAGCCUGGAAUGACCCUGGAAGCACGGCAGUGAUGCUUGGGGUUGAAAACGCCUAUGGAAACUCACUUAGGUAAGCUUUCUGUCACCAUCAGUUGCUGAUGACCAUGCUGUAGGCAUAGCUCUAGUCAUAGGCAACACCUUCAUUUUGAAAACGUCCUCACAGGGGUGCUGAGUCAUUGUGCUUCAGAAGGGGAGAAUAAAACACCAAACAAGUCCUGUGUUCUUGAUCAAGGAAUACCACACUUGUCCACAAGAAGCAAUAACUUACAUGACGGUGCGAUAUGCUUCUUUGCCUGUAAAUAUCUUGAUUGCCAAUUCUGUGCUGUUUCAGAGUAUUUUUCUGUCAUCUGGCCUAUAUCUUCCCUAAGUAUGUAAAGGUGUGAAAUAAUUCCCAUACUCAGGUCUGCCAUAAACAUGCUGCUUGCCAGCAGGGGAAGAGUAGACUGGACACUGUCUUGAAACAUGAGAUUUUUCUGAACUUGUAACAUACCCAUGUCUCUUCAGUAGCAACUUGUGUUUUGAAGUUCAUAGUGGAGGUGGCUGUGAGUUGGACUGUAUAUAACCAUAUCCCUACAAUACCAAGAGAGCCACACUACUGUUGGCACAGGGCACCCUUUGCCCUGUCUCUUACGAGUCAGUAUAUCUAGAACAACCCUUCCCUUUUAAAGGAGGCAGCUAAUUUUCUUUCAGUGUGUACAUUCAACGACGAGUUCAGUGGGAUGUAAAAGCAAAAAUACAAAGCACACCACGAACUUUCGGUAUUUCAUUUUUGGGAGAAAUAAGGCCAAAACCAGAUGGUCUUACUCAAAGUUAAGUCAAGGUAGCUGUCAUAUUCAAGUUGAAGUGUACUGAGGUAUUUUGAAAUGGAAAACAUAUAGGUGAUGUACAAAAACUUGGGUAUGUACUUGUGACCUUGUUUUUUUUCCUUGCUCCCCCUCUUUAUGGUGUAAAGGGGGUUUAUUACCGAAUCUCAAGAUUAAAACAUUUGUCCUACUUCUUAAUGUUAGGAGCACUGGCUUUUUAAGUCUUUCCUGAAAGGCUGGAGAGCUGGUAAAAUGGACUCCCAGGAGACUAAAAUCUCAACAAAUACGAGAAAGAUACUUUUUAUUCAGAAAUGUGGAUAUUUGGUGUUUCUGGAUGCAUAAUGUCUAAUACAUAAGAUGUGCUUAUGGAUGCUUUUGGUAUGCUGCCUUUUCCAUGUGUGGGCUUCAGAAACUUGCUCCAUUUCUUCUGUGUUCCACCCAAAAGCAAGGAACUUGGCAGUUGAAUAUUUCUAUUCUCUCUACAUAAACAGCAGCAAAACAUAUCUUGGUUUUGAUACAAGCCAUGAUCUCUGAGUUUCUGUGGAUUUUAGCUGCUUUCCCACAUUCAAAGAGAACAUUCGUGUGCAAAAUUGGUAUUGCUUUGUAUCUUCUCAUUUUGCUGGGCAGUUGGGAGUUUCCUGCUGAGAGACUACCAUAUACCUGGGAGUGCAGAAGUGUUGCUUUGGGAUCUUCCAGCUCACCUUUGCCAGUGGAGGAAUUAUCUCAGUUUUUGAUGAGUGCUACAUUUUAUGAUUUACCUUCCACCCUUCCAAGCUUAAAAGUCAUUUUACUAUCAAUUUCUUCUCUUCUUAGCUGAAGAAAAACAUGAUAUAUUUCAGGCCAUAUUCCCUCAAUCUUUGGACAGGCUUUCCACUGGCAUCAGCAAAAGUAAUAUAUGAGGUUGUAACUGGAAGGGGAGGCUUGUUACGGGUUUCCUACAAUCCAGCCAAAUAUGAUUUUUUCACGCAGCUCGUACUGCUUAACUUUUUGUCAUUCAAAACAUUCUGUGUGAGCAAGUCACGACAGAACUAUGUCCAGGAUUUGUUUCCUGAAUAUAAAACUCAUUGUGUUUCUGUUUCUCCAUAUAAAUUAACCUGCUUCUAAAAUCAAGUAGAAGAUAUUGUAGCCUGUUGGGGGUUAAAAAAAAUCCAACCCAGUCCUUACUCUCAGAUUGCAUUUGGUUAUCUUACUACACAGUUGUAGGCUGGCUUCCCAAGCUGCUGCAUUGUGUUCUGUAAAGUCAUGUCUCAAUUACUACAUCAGAGCUGAUGAUGGGAUAAGCUGUAAAAUGACCUCACUGUGGGGCAUUAUUAGUUGCUGAAGACUUGCUCAGGUAAACUACUGUAAGGAAUAUCCUGCACCUGAAAAAGGUUGGACUUUGUUCUGGUUUUGAUCUAAUAAGUUGCCAGUGUACAAGAAGUAGAAGGCAGCCAGCCCACUAGCUGAUCUUUCUGGCAGCUUUUAAUCUAUGUGUGUUUGUUUGAGAGACUUUUGCCCUUGGGUGUGCUUUGGCAAAGGUUUUGCAACAAUAAAUAGGAUUUGCUCGAUUCUGGCAGAAUUUCAAGUGUAAGUAACCCGACAUUGCAGGAACAUAAUCUGUUGAUGAAUCCCGCUCCUCUUGUUUUCCCUCAAAUCUGUCCCUUUUAUUGCUAAUUUGUUCUAUUUAAUAGUAAACACUUCUCAACAUGACUGGUCACAAGCUCUCAAGGUGUGAAAUGCUAAGAGGAAGAGACAUCAAAGCUUGAUUCUGUGCUCUUCUUGUUAAGAAUGAAGCCUGGAGUAUUCAUUACCAUACAGUCAAGAAUUUUCCCCUACCUGAUAUUGCCAAAACACUGUAACUUUCAAGGAAGAAGGGGGGUGGCUUAGCUGUAGAGGGGAUGCUUUAAUGAGCUGCUUAAAAACUACGUGUAACAAAUAUUAAGAGCUGUAAUGUCCCACUGACACAGUGGUGAUCCAGCGUUAACCUUAUCACUUGAUUGUGAAUCUCAUUCUGGCUCUUCCUAGCCUUUGGCAGGUGCUUGCUGGUAGGGAGCCCAGUGUGCAUUCCCUUUUUUAUAUGCCUCUUCCUACAGAGCUAACCCUGCCCACAGCAAGUUAGAGGGAACUCCUUGCUAGCUUCUGAAAUGCCACCCGUAUGUGCAGUGGUAAUGGACAAGAUAUCUUCCUUCAUUACCCAGAGCAGAAAUUGGAAUGUAAUUUGCAAUGUCUAAUGUAAAACAUGUUUGUUUGUUUGUUUGUUUGUUUUGUUGGUUUUUUUUUUAAUUGAGCAGUACGAUUGCAAGUUGACUUAAGUUGUUCUAAGGUACUCUUUUCAGUGGUUUGCCAGUACAUAAUCAUGAAUGAAAAUAUUUUUUUAUUGAUUUUUAGGUUGUAUGUUUAACAUUCCAUUCAUGUAAAAUAUGUACAAAUAUAUGUAAUAAAUCUUUUGAAGCACA
This is a messenger RNA of Empidonax traillii (willow flycatcher), 6841 nucleotides long. It is a transcript of the gene ZNRF2, whose product is annotated as zinc and ring finger 2. The transcript is spliced from 5 exons. The coding region runs from base 270 to 1022 and encodes 250 amino acids. NCBI's taxonomy places the organism in Eukaryota, Metazoa, Chordata, Aves, Passeriformes, Tyrannidae. The record is from RefSeq and is a predicted model, not a curated record.